Molecule: messenger RNA, 1284 nt
Organism: Trichomonas vaginalis G3
Lineage: Eukaryota; Parabasalia; Trichomonadida; Trichomonadidae
Product: immunoglobulins domain-containing protein
Exons: 1
Coding region: 1-1284 (427 amino acids)
Source: RefSeq, a predicted model, not a curated record
AUGAUUUUGGUCAUUUUUUUCUUUUUGUUCUCCUUUGGAGGAGCCAAAAAGAAGAAAAAGUCGAAAAAAGACGAUUCAAUUUUUAAUAAAGUGAACAAUGAAGAAGAAAAUGUUGCGCAUUUACCAAAAAGAACAGCAUUACCAACACCAACGCCUCUUGCAACAUCCACACCAUAUCCUACACCUACUAAAACGCCAAUAGAAUGGAAAAGACUCGUAGAUUUUGACAAACUCAAACCAAAAGUUUUAGCAGAUUUUAUAGACUUUGUUAAACCAACACCAUAUCCAUCUCCUACGCCUGUUCCACCUGAAACACCUGCCCCAACUCCAUAUCCUACGCCAUCACCAUCAUAUAACAAGUAUUGGUAUCUUUACCAAUUAAGGCCUCAAGAAGACACUAAAAUCACUGAUGAAUACGACAAUAUGCCAUCUACAUCGACUUCUGCACACAAACCACAUCAUUUUACACGCACUCCUGUUGCUACUCCCGCUCCUACAAAAAUUAAUUUGACAGAGCUUGAAGAGCAUGGUCUUGAUCUGUUUCAAAUCAAACUAGGUAGUGAUUCAGACUAUUACAAUGAGAAUACAACAGAUCAUUUCCCAGAUGAUAUAUUUUUUGAAGGAAAAACGCAUAAAAAGAAAGAACUUGCAAAGAACAAGAAGAGAAAACGCAUUUAUAAUACAGAUGACAAGAUUACAUGUCAUAGAUCUGCAAAAUUAGUCGAUGAUACUUGUAUUUGCCAAUUUGGUCUUGUUGGCGAUGGAUACAAUCAGUGCAUAUUCCCUAAGCCAAGCAUAGUAUCAAUCAAGCCAAGGAGGUUGAGUUCGAUCGUCAGAACAAAAGUUACGAUCAAAUUGGCAAAAACGAAGUUUAUCCCUCAAAGUGUCUUUUGUAUGGUCGGGACAACGAUUAUUCAAGGUGAAAUCAUCAGUGAAACGAAAGUUCAAUGUGAUGUAGCACCAAGAAUUGGAAGAUCAAGGCUAGGAGUAUCAUUUGAUGGCAAAACAUGGGAUAAGGAAAAGAUUCCUAUUAUAUUUGAAAGAAAAUUUAUUGCUUUCCUUAGAAUUUUUAUUAAUUUUUCCAAUACUCUCAUUGUAUCGGUUAUUAUUAUAGGAUGUGCAAUUUUUUACAGAUUUUAUUAUCUGAAUAAGGUUGCUGAACGAAUUUUGAAAGAAAUUGAAGCUCAAAAAAGAUUAGAAGAAGAAAGACGAAUAAAGAUAUCAAAGAGAAGAAACAAAGCUAAAAAAUUGUCUGAAAGAAAGCAAAUUCUUCAAAAUUCUUAA